This is a messenger RNA of Pogona vitticeps (central bearded dragon), 1255 nucleotides long. The record is from RefSeq and is a predicted model, not a curated record. Lineage: Eukaryota; Metazoa; Chordata; Lepidosauria; Squamata; Agamidae.
ACUCAAAAAGUUGUUUUCAGUACUUUUCUGACUACACCCGCCAGCCUUAUUAUUAGCUUUUUGUCAGCCGUUUAAACUUCCUGACCACAGAAAAUAAAGAAUUCAAGGUUCCUCAGAAAUAGUUAUUUCUUCUUCACCCAGAAAAAAAUCUUGAAAUAUGAAAGAUUUACUUUAAAUAUCAUUGUAUUCACCUAAUUCAAAUUAUGAGCUAACAGAAAUUUGGGCAAAAUAAGUUCUUUCUAAUUUUUUCCUUUGAAGUACAGAUAUGUCUAAAAACAGAGACCUGCUAAAACAUAGAAAAGUAGCUUGUGUUCUGCUCCAUUACAGAUUCAGAUUUUAAGUCUUGCUAUUCAUGCAGGUACCUCAAGGAGUCCUUGAAAGGAGCACGCUACUCCAGCUAAACAUUACUGGGAAUGCUGGAGCAUAUUUGGAUUUACUGGUAGAAAAUAUGGGCCGAGUCAAUUAUGGACGAUUCAACAAUGACUUCAAGGGCCUGAUAUCUAACAUAACUCUGGCUGAAGAGACACUCACCGGUUGGGAGAUAUAUCCCCUGGACAUUGACAGAGCUGUGGGCAAGGGCCUCAAUCAUGAUAUAUCUAGUAUCCAGAGUAUAUCAACCUGUCAAGAGCCUUCUUUUUACAUUGGCAAUUUUUCCAUUCCCAGUGGAAUCCCUGACUUGCCUCAGGACACCUAUAUCUCAUUUCCUGGAUGGACAAAAGGACAAGUCUGGAUCAAUGGCUUUAACUUAGGACGCUACUGGCCAGCCCGUGGUCCUCAGCUAACACUGUUUGUUCCAAGCAACAUUCUUGUUUCAUCCUCUCCAAACAAUAUUACACUCUUGGAACUAGAGAAGUCUCCCUCUAUCAGUGAGAAAUGCAUGGUGAAGUUUGUAGACAAACCUGUUCUUAAUGCAUCUCUUCACUAUGAAAGAAGUUCUGAGAAGUUGUUGACUAAAGAAUUAUGGUUGGGCCAUAUAUGAUUAUACUGGAUUGCUUCUGGAUAGCUGCUUCUUUUAUUCCACCUGCACUCUCCAUUGUGAAAGGAACUAGUGUUUUAAAAAUCCAGAAAAUAAUUAACUGUGGAGAGUUUCAUCAGAUCAGUGGAAGACAUUGAAUAGAACUGUCUCAUCUUUUGACGGAAAAUCAUGUCUGAGAUUUGCGGGGUUGGGAGACAUCUGAUUCCAUUGGCUGCCAAAUUAUUUCUACAAAUUAAUUCAUGGAAUGUCAGUUUAAUAAACUAAUGAACCACACAACUA